Molecule: messenger RNA, 2282 nt
Organism: Myotis myotis
Lineage: Eukaryota; Metazoa; Chordata; Mammalia; Chiroptera; Vespertilionidae
Gene: KCNJ5
Product: potassium inwardly rectifying channel subfamily J member 5
Exons: 3
Coding region: 279-1538 (419 amino acids)
Biological process (GO): regulation of monoatomic ion transmembrane transport; potassium ion import across plasma membrane
Cellular component (GO): plasma membrane
Molecular function (GO): G-protein activated inward rectifier potassium channel activity
Source: RefSeq, a predicted model, not a curated record
AGAGAGAGAGAGAGAGAGAGAGAGAGAGAGAGAGAGGAGCCUCCAGUCCCUGUCGGAGGAGGUAGCGACGGAGGGGCUGGCGGGGAAGGGACAGGAUGGCUUGCAAGCCUCUGCCAGCAGGACCCGGCAGGGAGAGGCAGCGACCCAGGCUGUGGUGAUGGCUGGGGCCCCAGAGCCCCCUCCAGGGCCCCGCCCGCCCCUGCCCCGCCUCUAGGGGACACCCCAGAAGUUAGCAUCAGUGCCACUUGGAAGCUGCCACGGCAACAAGUGUCCCAGCGAUGGCUGGGGAUUCCAGGAAUGCUAUGAACCAGAAUAUGGAGAUUGGAGUCCCUCCCAGAGACCCCAGGAAGAUCCCCAAACAGGCUCUCGAUUACGUGCCCAUCGCCACGGACCACACCCGCCUGCUGGCCGAGGGCAAGAAGCCACGGCAGCGCUACAUGGAAAAGACCGGCAAGUGCAACGUGCACCAUGGCAACGUCCAGGAGACCUACCGGUACCUGAGCGACCUCUUCACCACGUUGGUGGACCUCAAGUGGCGCUUCAACCUGCUGGUCUUCACCAUGGUCUACACCAUUACCUGGCUCUUCUUUGGCUUCCUGUGGUGGCUCAUCGCUUACAUCCGGGGCGACCUGGACCACGUCGGUGACAAAGAAUGGAUUCCCUGUGUCGAAAACCUCAGUGGCUUCGUGUCGGCCUUCCUGUUCUCCAUCGAGACGGAAACCACCAUCGGGUACGGCUUUCGGGUGAUCACAGAGAAGUGUCCGGAGGGCACCAUCCUCCUGAUGGUGCAGGCCAUCCUGGGCUCCAUCGUCAACGCCUUCAUGGUGGGCUGCAUGUUCGUCAAGAUCAGUCAGCCCAAGAAGAGAGCCGAGACACUCAUGUUCUCCAACCACGCGGUCAUCUCCAUGCGGGACGAGAAGCUCUGCCUCAUGUUCCGCGUGGGGGACCUCAGGAACUCCCACAUCGUGGAGGCCUCCAUCCGGGCCAAGCUCAUCAAGUCCCGGCAGACCAAAGAGGGGGAGUUCAUCCCCCUGAACCAGACCGACAUCAACGUGGGCUUCGACACCGGGGACGACCGCCUCUUCCUCGUGUCGCCGCUCAUCAUCUCCCACGAGAUCAACGAGAAGAGCCCUUUCUGGGAGAUGUCCCGGGCCCAGCUGGGUCAAGAGGAGUUUGAAAUCGUGGUCAUUCUGGAAGGGAUGGUGGAGGCCACAGGCAUGACUUGCCAAGCACGGAGCUCCUACAUGGAUACAGAGGUGCUCUGGGGCCACCGGUUCACGCCAGUCCUCACCUUGGAAAAGGGCUUCUAUGAGGUGGACUACAACACCUUCCAUGACACCUAUGAGACCAACACGCCCAGCUGCUGUGCCAAGGAGCUGGCGGAAAUGAAGCAGGAAGGCCGGCUCUUCCCGUGCCUCCCCAGCACCCCGCUGCCGGGAAGCUGUGCGAAAGCAGAGCUGGAUGCUGAGGCUGAGCAGGAUGGAGAGGACCAGCUGGAGGGGCUGAAUGGGUCCCGGGAGACCAGGGGCUUGGUGUAAGGGCUGCCCUCUCCCCGCAGCCUCCCUCCCUGGCUUCUAUGAGCUCAGAUGCUGCAGCACCACGGCUGGGGUGGGGUGGACUCGCUGAGUGCCAUGUUUGGGGGACUCUGUGGGGAGGAGCAGUAUUUCCAGCCUCAGACCCUCCCAGCUCAGUGCCUCUCCAAACAGGUGGCCUGCUGCCUGGGCCCCCGAGGCAACGCUGCCUCUUCUCUCCCAGCCCCUGUGGGCGCUGGCUAAGGGCCAGGCCAGGGCAGGAUUCCCCACAAUGAACGCUUCAGCGUGGCCUCUGCCCUCACACACCUCUAUCAGCUGGCCCGAGUCACCUCCCUCCUCGGGUCUCACAGGCCCACUGGCAGCCCCCCGCUAGGGUGGACACCUAGAGAGGGCAGUCACCCCCAUCCCCUCAUUCCUACCAGCCCAAGGUUCAUCGUGGAUUCAGGGAGGAGAGGUUCUGCCCCCUUAGAGGCUCAAACACCAUCCUAGAUGGAGGUCGCAGACGAUGGGUGGGUCCAAGUCAUGCAGGGACGGCCUUGCUGAUCUGAGACCCGUAACCACUAUUGCGCGCUGCAGAGAACAGGGCCUUGAUGGUGUCUCGUGAUCCGUGAAGGGUGUGCGUUUCCUCUGCUGAGCUCUGUGUGUCCAAGGCUGCCUGCUGGAUCGGUCACCUGUUUAGUGUGACUCUCAGAGGGGGGCCUGGGCCACAGAGCUCCUCUGAGCACCUGGGCAGUGUCUCGGUCCCCUCAC